Arachis duranensis is the source of this 1005-nucleotide messenger RNA. Its product is annotated as F-box protein CPR1-like. The record is from RefSeq and is a predicted model, not a curated record. Lineage: Eukaryota; Viridiplantae; Streptophyta; Magnoliopsida; Fabales; Fabaceae. Gene Ontology annotation, molecular function: protein binding. Bases 1 to 1005 code for a protein of 334 amino acids. The transcript has 2 exons.
AUGGAUAAUAACCAGAAGAGCAUCAACGAUCUUCCUCUGGAGUUGUUCCAAGCAAUCUUAUUGAGGGUGCAGGCCAAAGAUCUAUUCCGUCUCAAGUUUGUUUCUAAGCUAUGGUUUUCUCUCAUCUCCGAUUCAAACUUCGUGGAAUUACAUCUUCACCACUCUUCCGGAUUCGCCCCUUCAUUCUUCUUCAACAAGAACAAUGAGGAGGCUCGCUUGGUUGACCUACAUGCACUAUACAAUGAAGGCAAUGAAAUUCUUCAUGCUGCAAUAGAAGAUGUCCCUCUCCCUUUUGGGAAUAAUAAGAAGGAACACGACCCCUACUAUUUUGUUGUUCUUGGAUCCUGCAGAGGAUUUGAUGCGAUUCUGUACGGUGUUGCUUAUGAUGCAUCAAAUGAUGAUUACUUGAUAGUAAUAGCUGUUAAGAGAUACCGCUUUGAUUGCUUUUCAUUGCGGACCAAUUCAUGGAUCAAAUUUAAUGCUGUAUUCCCCUUCCCCAUAUCUAUACUCAGGCAGUGUUUGUUUUACUCUCGGGGGUUGUUCUUUAAUGGAGCUAUACAUUGGUUGAUUAUUCACCGUAGCUAUUACAAAGCUAUGCUAAUCUUCGAUGCUAAAGAAAGGAGUUUCUCAACGAUAGCUCUGCCUGAAAAGGAACGUGUGGGGCCGGUGUCUGAUCUGGUGAUAUUAGGAGAGUGUCUAGCUUUAUAUUUCUCAUGCUACAAUAAUGGCAAGAAAACUAAGAUAUGGGUGAUGAAGGAAUAUAAAGUGCAGUCAUCUUGGACUCUCUAUGAGAUUCAUAACAUAUGUAUGAUUCCUCUGGCCUUAUCGUCCAAUGGCAGUGAUUUUAUUAUGCAAGAUACCAAAGGUGAUAAGAUCUACAAGUGUAAUCUUGAAGGAGAGUUGCUUCAAUGUUUUCAACUCUAUUCUGGUGUGAUUCACGGUGCCUUCUUUCGAAGGUGCACUGUGUAUACAGAGAGUCUCGCCACACUCCCCAACAACAUCUGA